CGACAACAAACGAAACACACGACAUCAAGACCACUGAAGACUCCACCACUUUCAACCUUCAUCAUGGAGUCAACCGCAAGUGGUCAGUCUGUUGAAAUCUUCAAGGAGCUCGAGGAGUAUCCCUGGGACAAGGAUAAGGAAUUCCAGGGCGGACUUGCAGCAAUCCUCGGUCCAAAUCCCCAACCCUCCCAAAUCCACGACCUCACCCUCCGAGCUCAGUGCUUCUACCUCUCCCGCAAGCGAUCCAUCCCAAUCGACUUCAACCAGUACAAAGAAUAUCUCAUGUCCAAGCCCGAGACAUCUACUAUGUCAGCUUCGGCACCUCCACCACCUCCCCAUAACAACCACAACAUGGCAUCCUCCCACUUAGCCGACGUCGAAAUCGAUGACCCGAAGGCAGCACCUUACCCCCGCUCCUUCGCCGAAAUCGUCGAGCUCAUCACCUCUGGCAAACCCAUCCCAGGCAUCAAGGAGAUUCACACCACUGUGUGUCCAGAGCUCGCCACCAAGCCAAUCCUGCCGAAGCGUCGAAAGCCGUGGGAGAAGGAUGUUCCGCAAGAGCAGAUUGAUGGAAAGAUUGGCGGCUUGUUCGGUGAUCACAGGGAUAUUCAUAUCUCGCAGGAGUACCCCGAUGCUUGAGCGUCUAACGUCAUGCGGAGUUGGGCGUUCAUCCUUAAAGUGUGGCAACCUCCUUGCUGCUCUUACUUAUCAUUAACGGUGCUUAAUUGUUUACGAGGGAUGGCGUUUACUCUGAAAGAUACGAGUGGGGAAGAUAUUAUCUCUCGAGUAUGGCAUGAUACAUGGCGUUGACUUAUAUUUUGGGAUCGAACUUUGCGUUGCAUUAUGAUGCUUAUCAGCUAUCUUUACCUCAAAAUGAAUCCAAGCAUAUUAGCAAUCC
Molecule: messenger RNA, 898 nt
Organism: Mollisia scopiformis
Lineage: Eukaryota; Fungi; Ascomycota; Leotiomycetes; Helotiales; Mollisiaceae
Exons: 2
Coding region: 64-639 (191 amino acids)
Source: RefSeq, a predicted model, not a curated record